UGAAAUAAAUGUACCAGUUUGUAUUUAUACAAGUUUAUAAAUAAAUGAGAAAUAGAUGCGAUGGCAAUGAUUGAGGACGAGUUCAGACACUUUCUGUCCAACACCAGUUGCCACAGCCUGAUGAAGGUGUCGUACCAAUAUCGCUGCACGAUGGCCCAGAAACUGGAGGAAUGUCGUCACAUAAUAAGUUACUUCAACUACUUCGAGAUGAUGUAUUGCAUGCUGCGCAUUCACGACAAGACAACGGAAUUCUGCGUGAUGCUGUUGCUGUUCAUCGUAGCGCUCUUCUAUGUGCUUCUCAUGUCGAUUGUGGUGGAUACGUUCCUAGCGCCUGCUCUUAAGGUUCUGUCGCUCAAGAUGCACAUGAACGAGUACCUGGCUGGUGUCACGAUAUUGGCCUUCGCCAACUCAUCCCCGGAUCUGAUAGCCAAUCUGAUGCCCAUCAAGGAGAAUGCGGCUCUAUUCACGAGCAUCGUUAGCAAUGCCCUCGCCAUACUGCUGCUCUCCGGGGGCAUGGUCUGCUAUCUGAAGCCCUUCAAAAUGGAUGGACACAGCACUGCGCAGAACCUGCUCUUCCUGCUGCUGUCCGUCGAGCUGCUGCGCUUCAUCAUGGUCAAAGGAGACAGUGUGACCGAAACAGAGUCGAUAAUGCUGCUCUCGGUUUAUGUCGCCUAUUUGGUUGUCAAUGUUGCCGACCUUCUUCUGGUGCGAUAUUCCAUAAGAAAGCUGCGAGUGGAGAUACGCGCCUUGAGGGCGCAGACAACCUCGCAAACCAAUAGCAGGGAACUGAAGCAGAAGACAGCCCUACUGUUGCGCUUGGAGCAGAAUGAGGCUAUGAACUUUAAGAAGCGUAACUCCCAUUAUUUCGUCAAGAAAGGAAGGAAUUCCAGUAAUUCGCUGGCGGACAUUUUUGCGACGCCCUUGUCGGAGCAGAAGCCGGAACAGGUGGACUACGAGACGAAUCGGACCAUGUUGCAUAGCAGGUCCAACGCCAAGAAUCGAUUCCUCGGCGCGGAGUUCCUGGAGACGCUGAAUCCCUUCGAUGCUGUUGAGUGGAAGCUGAGCGGCUGCUUUGGCCGGCUGAUGAUCAUCAUGAAGAUGCCGCUGGUGCUGCUGAUCACCAUGUUUGUGCCCGUGGUGGACUACGAGAGGUGCAAGCACGGCUGGAGCAAGCUGCUCAACUGCACGCAGAUUGUCACGAAUCCCUUCAUCCUGAUCACCGCGGUUCACUCCAAGUUCGCCAGUGUCUACAAGUCCUGGUACGUUGAGUUCAACCUGAACUACUCAAAGUGGUCCUUUUGCCUGACUGUGCCCCUGGCCAUCCUCGUAUUCCUGCACGCCAGGACGGAUGUGCCACCCGCCUACCAUUUGCUGUUCAUCACGCUGAGCGCGUCCAGCUCGCUGGUCAUCAUCGUUCUGUGCGUCAACGAAAUCGAGGUGCUCAACUCCAUUGUGGGCACCGUGCUGAAUCUGAGCGAGGAAUUCGUGGACAUCACCUUCGGCUCGAUGACGAACGCCACCAUCGAUCUCAUGUCCAAUUUCGCCCUGGCCAUGCAGGGCUAUGAGAGAAUGGCCUUUGCCGCCAGCUGUGCCGGCCCAUUCUUCAGCAUCGCCUUGGGCAUGGGCGUGGCCCUUCUGUUUAACACGAACGUGCGGCUGAAGGGAUCCUCGUACUGGCUGAACGGCGAGGAGGGCGACAACUGUUACAUAUUUCUCUUGCUGGCGAUUGUAGCCCAACUGUGGCUGUGCCUGACCUUUAACUUCGUGGCCCGACGUUCGGUGGGAAUAUUUUCGUGGACUCUCUUUGCUGUGUUUCUGAUCUACGCAUGUGUUGCCGAGUGGGAUUUGGUGCAUGAUUUUACAAGAGAUACCUUUUUCGAGCCCCAAUAGAUGUGAUUAAGAUCUCCUUACUUUUUAUAUAUUUUAUAUACGUACACUUAUUUUAAAGGUAAAAUAAACCCAAACCCACGGGAGAAAAUUGCAUGUGCC
Molecule: messenger RNA, 1989 nt
Organism: Drosophila novamexicana
Lineage: Eukaryota; Metazoa; Arthropoda; Insecta; Diptera; Drosophilidae
Product: mitochondrial sodium/calcium exchanger protein-like
Exons: 8
Coding region: 61-1890 (609 amino acids)
Biological process (GO): transmembrane transport; intracellular calcium ion homeostasis; monoatomic cation transport
Cellular component (GO): membrane
Molecular function (GO): calcium:sodium antiporter activity
Source: RefSeq, a predicted model, not a curated record